Messenger RNA from Australozyma saopauloensis, 3627 nucleotides. RefSeq names its product protein phosphatase regulator (gene LPI9). The transcript has a single exon. The record is from RefSeq and is a predicted model, not a curated record. The coding region runs from base 1 to 3627 and encodes 1208 amino acids. Lineage: Eukaryota; Fungi; Ascomycota; Pichiomycetes; Serinales; Metschnikowiaceae.
AUGUCUCUACCGACCUCGGAUAUAGAGACAGGCGUCUCCAAUGGAGAUGUAGACUGGUUGUUUCGGGGCAAAUCAAAGAAAUUGACCAAGAAAUUGGCUUCCGAGUACCGGCCAUCGGUCUCGCUGGAAGAGAAACCGACCCUAGAUACAGCGACCAAACCUAGCAAAGGGCUCGAUUCUGCCUCCAGUCAGGAACAGAAACCAACCACGGAUCAAGUUCCCAGUGAGCCAAGUGCCACCGUUGGGAAAGAAGGCUCUCCACCGAGCAACAAUCAGGAGAACCAUGACAAGGAGGAGAAGGCCAGAGAGUCGGUUUCGAACCAUGACCAGUCUCGCAUGGGCCGGUCUGCUAGCGUGGGAGAUGAGCCUCCGCAACCUGGAACAAGGUCACGUUCGUCUUCUGCUCCUAUUGCCCCUACUGACCUUCCCUCAGGCUCCAGUUUGGGCAGGGGACUUAGUCUAAACCUAGGUUCGCUCGACCGCUCGAAGUCGGUAGAACACGAGAUUGCUUCGGACACCACUCAGGCCGCGUCGCCCAAAACUGCUCCUAAAAAGAGUAAGCAUCUAUUCAGUUUUCUAUCAUCUAAGUUCAAGAGCUCGGCCCCGCCAAACGGAUCCUCCCACUCCCAGCCAAAGUCAUCUUCUCCUCCCUCAGUCAGCAGUGCCGCAUUUAGACAUUCAAAGCCUUCCCAGGCUGUCUCCAAUGAUCUUUCACAUAGCACACAUAGGCCGCCUUCUGAGAUGGGAGUACAGACCGCCAGCAAGCCAAGUCGAAAAAACUCCGUUUCAAGCGGAAGACUGUCUGAAGAGAGAGAAAGCUCGUUUUUCUUUCGCCGUAAAUCUGUCAUUUCUGAGACGGUUCCUCCUGAGGUGUUGGACCACAAACUAAACAGAAACCCCAAUAAAGAAAAGUCACGGCUCGUUGAAGUCCCAGACCUUACCUUGAAGCGUGUCACUUUUGCGGUUGACCAACUCGAAAAGGAUCCACAACAGCAAAUUCCUUCGCGGAAACCCAGACGUGGAAAUGUGCUAAUCCCAGAAGACUUGGUAGCCCCAACGCCAAGGUUGAAUCAAGGUAUAUCUGCUACUGAUAGCGCUCGUACGGCUGCUGAGCCCAAGUACUCAGAGGCAGAUCUUCUACGCGCAAAAGAGGCUCAAAAACGAGCUUUAAUGGAGGCAGAGGUACAUGCCACUGAGGCUCAUUUGUCGGCUAAAAAGCUUGCGCUUCAAGUUGCCCAACACAAACAUCUUAAGAUUGCAAGCGUAAUGGAAGAAGAUGAUUUGGCGCCGGCUCGUGAGCUGAUUGAGAUCGAUAAACCAUUGCAUGUCCACGAAUCUCACUUCGCUCCUGAAAAUCCGCAAGAAACAGUAUCAGCGGAAGAGGAACUUUCCCUUGAAACAUUAUAUACUAGAUGCUGUCAUCUUCGUGAGAUUUUGCCCAUUCCUGCUACACUCAAACAGUUGAAAAACAAAUCCAGACCUCUCCCAGUCUUGAAAAUGUUAAACCCGAAACCAACUUUGAUUGAUGUGCUUUCAUUCAGUGAUUUCAUUUCAAUUACCCCCAUCAAUACCGUCAUUUUCGACAAUGUUACUCUUACCACAGAGAUGCUCAAACAUGUUUUGGGCUCCCUUUUGCAUAACGAAGGCUUGGAGAAGCUCUCACUCCGAAACGUUCCCAUUGAUGCUACGGGCUGGGUGUAUCUCUGCGAGUUCAUGAGCAGAAAUACAAACGUUAAGAAGCUUGAUAUUUCACAACAGAAAAUUAAGCUGUCAUCCAAGCAAACCGCAUUGCGAUCUUCAAUGAAUUGGAAUCUUUUGAUUGAGUCUCUCAUGGUUCGGAAAGGACUUGAAGAAUUGGUUAUGGGAGGUUGCAAAUUAUCAGACGAUAUAUUCCAAAGACUUUUAAACGAUGCCUUGGCCCUUGGCACAUAUCGACUUGGCGUGGCUGGAACAGAACUUAACACACGUAAAUGUGAGAUCAUUACUGACUGGAUCAGUCGUCCCGAUUCGGCUUGUGUGGGAAUCGAUGUUGCAUUCAACGAUUUGAGCAAAGGUCAACUCAGACCUUUCAUUGAUACAUUUUUGAGCAAGGACGUUAAGUUAAUUUUCUUCUCAUUAAAUUCAACGAAUUUAACAAAUGUGGAUGAGGUUGCAGAACUUUUAUGGGCUCUUGUAAGAGUCAAAACGCUCCGCUUCUUGGACUUGAGUUCCGUGCCUGAAUUGUUCCCAGGGGUAAUUCUGAAGCUAGCCAAAACUCUUCCAUUAUUCGAGAGUUUGAGACGAAUCCACUUUGAUCUCAAUGAAUUGACGACACAGUCAAUAGACGCAAUUGCGGAUAUUCUUCCUAAAGUCCCUCGACUUGUUCACGUAUCCUUGCUUGGAAAUCGAAACUUGGAUCGUGGAUCAGUCGGAUCUCUUUACACAGCAAUUAAGUCUUCUGACAUCUUCACGCUCGAUUUAGACUACGAUCUUGUGCCACCAGAAUUUUCUCAAAGGCUUGCUCUUUACCUCAUGAAAAACCUAGAUAAGUUCAUUCGUCCUGAUAUCAAUGAUAUUGGAGUCGAUAGCGAGCAAGAAGAUGUCAUGUUUGAUGGUUCAUUGCUUAUGGAGACUGCCGAGAAAAUGCUUCUGGAGAGUGACAAAACCCCAGGUCAAGAAGAUCUCAAGGUUCAAAAGAUUGUUACAAAUGCAUUGAUCGACCGAACCAGGACCGUAAGAAAAGAGAUUCACAUCAUUAUUGACAAGCUCUUCGAAAAAAGGAAUUCUGGUGAGCUCUCCUUCGAAGGUAAGGAAACCUUGCUCCGGUUCUGUCUUCUUGAUGCAUCUUUAGAGAAAUUGCUGAGCAUGUUCGAGGAGAAGGCUAAACUGUUCUCAGGAACUCCUUUGAGUCCCACUCCAACGCCAAGCUACGAAAAUGGUACACAGAUUGAUCAAAUUACAGUGAAGCCAAAGCAACUCCACGAAAGCUCAGUUGCAUUGAUCGACUCAGGGCCUAUUUUGAUGGCAAAGAAUUCAAGACCCUGCGUUCAUCCACCACUCCAGAUAAACGAGGCUUUUGAGCCACAUUCGGUUGUUAUUGAUGCUUCAUCUGAUGGAAAAAAUGUGCCAGUUGAUUACUUUACUGGUAAGCCCGUUCUCAUGAAAUCUGCCUCGCAGACAUCUGUGUAUGCAAAGCAGCAGGAAUUAGAGGAAGGUGAAUUCCAUAGAUGGGGUGUGUUUGUUCAACACAGGCAGGGAGAUGACAAAGUGCCCGAGACACUGGCACAUGAAGGGGGUAAGGCUGACUUGCCUCUUCUCGGCGCUGUUCCCUCGGGCUCAGAGCUUAGAGAAGCAAUUAUUGAUGCAAAGGGAAUUGAGUCUGUCACACAGUUGAUCUCCAAGAUUAACAACAAUAGAGUCAGUAUUGAGAACAUUUAUCGCACAAAACCCGGCGUAUCAAACGAAGAGACGAUUAAGAGCAGUUCUACAUUGCCCAACUCUGAGCUUGUUGAAGAGCUUUCCGAGCGGGCAGAACGCAUUGAGGAUGAAGUUUGCUCCAUUGACUCCGAGCAUGAUGUACAUCCUGUGGUCAACGAAGCUUACGACAUGCUAUUGAACGAGGCAGAUCGGGUCAGAUCAAACAAGUAA